CGUAAUAGUAAAAUGUUAAUUAUAUCUUCCCACUGAAAAAAGAAAAAAGAAAACGAAUCAGUUUUAUUCCACUUGCACAAAUCUUCUUCACACACAUUUUUUUUUCUUCACUCGGACUGAUAUGAGUAGCCAAAUCGCUUUGUCACCGGCCAUCGCCGCCGCCAUUCGCCGUCCGUCCUCUCACGACUGUCUAUCCGCUUCCGCCACUACUGCUACCGCCACCCCCAUGGCUCUCAAAUCUUGCAUCGUCGCACCUCUCUCGCUAUUCACCUCUCAAUCUCAAAUCAAACACUCAAGCUCAAGAAAAACUUCUCGAACCACGAUUCGAUGCGAUGUAGCGAUAAAAUCCGCAGAUUCGAUAAACGCAGACGCCAAUCCUUCGUCCUCACCGUCAUCAGAGGAAGAAAUCGAAGCGGAAGCGAAGGCGAAGAUAGGAUCUAGGGUUAGAGUAACUGCACCGUUGAAGGUUUAUCAUGUAAAUCGAGUUCCAGAGGUUGAUUUAGAAGGUAUGGAAGGUAAACUCAAAGAUUACGUUGCUGUUUGGAAAGGGAAACGAAUCUCAGCUAAUCUUCCUUAUAAGAUUGAGUUCUUCAAAGAAAUUGAAGGUCGUGGUCUUGUUAAAUUUGUUUCACAUCUUAAGGAAGAUGAGUUCGAGUUCAUUGAUCAGUGAUGAAACAAGAAAGACAAUUUUUGUUUUCCUUUCUCAGUGUUUGUUUUUGUUUGUUGUGUUUACUGGAACCUGGGAAUGGAGAAUGAUUUGUAUGUAGUGUGAUGUGUAUUCAACCUUUAGCAAUCAUAUACAUAAGGGUUUCUUCACUCUCUAUUUAUGUUGAUUUGAUUCAUUGGCUUGAUCUUGUUAUUGGUUUCUUAGUGUUCGAUAGAUUGGAAGAAACGAAAAGUUGGAUCUAGAUGUGGUUUCUUGAUGAUUAAUAAGGGCAAUUUUAGGCUGCGGUUGUUUCAAAUGAUUCCAUUAGCAAGAUCAAGAUCCAAUUUGGGAUAACACCU
Molecule: messenger RNA, 1005 nt
Organism: Arabidopsis thaliana (thale cress)
Lineage: Eukaryota; Viridiplantae; Streptophyta; Magnoliopsida; Brassicales; Brassicaceae
Gene: FTRA1
Product: ferredoxin/thioredoxin reductase subunit A (variable subunit) 1
Exons: 1
Coding region: 122-670 (182 amino acids)
Biological process (GO): photosynthesis
Cellular component (GO): chloroplast
Source: RefSeq, marked reviewed